AAAAUGAAAAAAAUGCAGGAUCUUACUAGCUACUAAGUACUAACUACUAAGUCACCGAGCUAGCCGUGAAGUGCGAAGCAGAGAAGAAGAAUGGAGGCGCUACACCCAUUCAAGCACCUCAUCCACUUUGCUUCUUUGAGGUCUACCCGAGCAAUUCAAUUUCGAAACCCUUCUUCUUGUUUCAUUGUUCGCUGUUGCUCGUCGUCUUCUUCUUCUGCCGCCGCCUUCGUCACUGACAGAGCCGCCGGCCGUAACCGGCGGUCCUCAUCUACCACCUCCACCUCCGAUAGAGAAGCCAUUCGCGCCAUCCGCAUCAAGAAGGUGGAAGAAUUAAGAAUCAAGGGCUUGGAACCCUACGCAUACAAGUGGGAUAGGACUCAUACGGCUAAUCAGUUACAAGAGAUUUAUAAAGAUCUAGGAAAUGGUGAAGAGUCAAACAAUGAGAAUGAUUAUGUCUCAAUAUCAGGAAGAAUUGUGGCUCGCAGAGCUUUUGGAAAGCUUGCCUUUUUUACCUUGAGAGAUGACUCUGGGACAAUUCAGCUCUACUGUGAGAAGGAAAGGCUCUCCAGUGAUCAAUUUGACCAUUUGAAGACACUUGUUGAUAUAGGAGAUAUCUUGGGUGCUCGUGGUUCAAUCAAACGCACUGAGAAAGGGGAGCUAUCAGUUUGUGUGAAUUCAUUUUCAAUUCUUACAAAGUCCCUACUUCCAUUGCCGGACAAAUAUCAUGGCCUAACAGAUGUAGAUAAGCGCUACCGGCAGCGGUAUAUAGAUAUGAUUGCAAACCCUGAGGUAGCAGAUAUAUUUCGGAAGAGGGCAAAGAUUGUUUCUGAAAUUCGGAGAACAGUUGAAUCUUUUGGCUUUAUUGAAGUUGAAACACCAGUUCUUCAGGGAGCAGCUGGUGGAGCUGAGGCUAGGCCAUUUAUUACUUACCAUAAUUCUCUUGGUAGGGAUCUUUAUUUGAGAAUAGCAACUGAGCUCCAUUUGAAGAGAAUGCUGGUUGGCGGAUUUGAAAAAGUUUAUGAGAUGGGCCGGAUAUUUAGGAAUGAAGGCAUAUCAACGCGUCAUAAUCCUGAAUUUACCACCAUAGAGAUGUACGAAGCAUAUUCAGAUUAUGAAAGCAUGAUGAAUAUGGCAGAAGAGAUUAUUACAAGAUGUGCUCUUGCAGUUCAUGGGAAACUUACUGUGGAUUAUCAGGGUGUCGAGAUUUGCCUAGAAAGACCUUGGAGGAGAGAGACAAUGCAUAAUCUCGUGAAAGAAGCUACAGGAAUUGAUUUCAACCAGUUUGGUGAUGAUCUUACAGCUGCUAAAGAACUUGUUCUUAAAACAAUUGAUAUUUGUCAUGACAAUCAACAGAAAAGCUAUAUUGAAGCAUCCCGAUCUGUUGGCCAUUUGCUUAAUGAGGUCUUUGAGAUGGUAGUGGAACCAAAGCUUCUUCAGCCCACAUUUGUUUUGGACUACCCAAUUGAAGUAUCUCCACUUGCCAAACCCCACAGAAGAUAUUCAGGGUUAACAGAGAGAUUUGAACUUUUCAUUUGUGGUCGUGAGCUGGCAAACGCCUUCUCUGAAUUAACUGAUCCUCUCGACCAGAGAGGACGAUUGGAAGAGCAAGUGAGGCAGCAUAAUGAGAAAAGAGAGGCUGCAGUUUCAGAAGCAGCUGUUGAGGGAAAGGAUGACAAAAACGAUGACGAUGACGACGACUCCUAUGAAGUGACUCUUGAUGAAGACUUUCUCACGGCUCUAGAAUACGGGAUGCCCCCUGCUUCUGGAAUGGGACUUGGCAUCGACAGGCUAGUAAUGCUUUUAACGAACUCUGCCAGCAUCCGCGAUGUCAUUGCUUUCCCAGUGCUCAAGGCUCAACCGAAACUUACCGAGUAGCAGCGGAUAGGUAGGAAUUCUGUUUCCAUAAAUUGGGUAGUGAUGCAAUCAAUGCACAUGGGUUCAACAAAUUCUUCCAUUUUUCUUCAUGGGAUCUUAUGGGUUGUGUCACCCACCCAUGUUCUAUUCUUGCUGAUUUUAAGUCAAUUUUGGACAAUGAUCCCCGUCCCCACUAUACUACCAUUCUUGUCAAACGUUUUUGUUUUUUGAAGAGACAGCUUAAGUUGUUGGAAGACUUUGAUGAAAUACAGAGUAGAUAAAGUGUGUUAUUUUCUAAUUAAACAAGUAGUAUUUUUUA
This is a messenger RNA of Ipomoea nil (Japanese morning glory), 2173 nucleotides long. Its product is annotated as lysine--tRNA ligase, chloroplastic/mitochondrial. The coding region runs from base 91 to 1875 and encodes 594 amino acids. Gene Ontology annotation, biological process: lysyl-tRNA aminoacylation. Gene Ontology annotation, cellular component: mitochondrion; cytosol; cytoplasm. Gene Ontology annotation, molecular function: lysine-tRNA ligase activity; ATP binding; tRNA binding. The transcript has 14 exons. Lineage: Eukaryota; Viridiplantae; Streptophyta; Magnoliopsida; Solanales; Convolvulaceae. The record is from RefSeq and is a predicted model, not a curated record.